Molecule: messenger RNA, 1079 nt
Organism: Erinaceus europaeus (western European hedgehog)
Lineage: Eukaryota; Metazoa; Chordata; Mammalia; Eulipotyphla; Erinaceidae
Product: collagen alpha-2(XI) chain-like
Exons: 2
Coding region: 6-983 (325 amino acids)
Source: RefSeq, a predicted model, not a curated record
AGCCAAUGGGAGCUGGGGGGAGCGGAUCCUGCUCACUCCAUUCAAGAAUCCCAAGUAUUCAAGAUGGACGGCAGGGAGUGUGGAAGGAGAAAAAGGGGGCGCGGGGGGCAGAGCGCGAGCGGCCGAGCGGCGGGCAGGCCCCGGCUCCUGGGUCCCGGCCCCGGGGCGGAGGAGGGGCGGCCGCGGGGCGCGGGAGAGCCAGGCCGGGAGGGAAGAAGGGAGGGGAGGAACGAGGGCAGAGAAAGAGCCCGGGAAGAAGGAGGUGGCAGGCAGAGCACCGUCACGAAGCGCGCCGUGGAGGCUGGGCCCCAUCCCCUGCUGCUCUGGGGGGCAGGGGCCGGAAGAUGGUGGCCAAUGAGGAGGGGGAGUGGAGAGAACUUGAGCCGCGCCUCCCCUCCCCCAUUUCCUCCCUGGGUCCCUCCAUCCGCCUCUGGCAGGAGCUGGGGGGGAUGGGUCCUGGGCCCACUGUGGGGGAGGGGCCCUGCCGCCGGCUGAAUGGCAGGAUGCACUUUGCAAUGAGUUGGGGGUGGGUGAGAGCUCAGAGCAUUUCUGGGCCCAACCCUUCCCUCUCCCCCCCCCAACUCUUCAUGGAAAGCUCUGGCAAUUCCUCGGUGAGGAGUCUGACCCUGGCCUCCCUCCUGGGGCUGGUUUGCCCAACCCGGGAGCAAGGCCUGGUGGCUGACCCCCACGAGGAGCCUUGGGGUCCAUCCCUUAGACGUGAGCACACUGCGGGCGAGGGCCCCCUGUCCCCAAAUGGCAGGAAUGAACUCCUUGGGCCGGCGGGAGAGCUUCCCUGCUUUGGCGUGUGGGAAACCCAGAGCAAAGAAAGAAAACACUGCAAUUCUGUCCUCCGUUCCAGCUGGGAGACAGGAGGGAGAAGGACCUCUUCCAGAGGCUCCUCCAUCUCCCCCUCUAGGCUUUCCCCAUCUGGGGUCACCCCACCGUCUCAUCUUGCUGGGUCAGGACUGGAGCUGAACCCUUAAGGCCUUGACUCUGGCCUGUGGUGUCAGAGCUGUGUCUGGCUCCUGGACCUUUGGUUCUCCAGGUCCUGCUUGUGAAGUUGGGUUUCAGUCAUUCUU